Messenger RNA from Juglans regia (Persian walnut), 1638 nucleotides. RefSeq names its product SH3 domain-containing protein 1-like. The coding region runs from base 220 to 1335 and encodes 371 amino acids. The record is from RefSeq and is a predicted model, not a curated record. The transcript is spliced from 10 exons. Gene Ontology annotation, molecular function: protein binding. Lineage: Eukaryota; Viridiplantae; Streptophyta; Magnoliopsida; Fagales; Juglandaceae.
GUUUGCUGUCUAUGAGCGACAGUUUUUUCAGCCCUACCCCGCAAUCGUUAACGUUUUAUAAUGCCUCUCUGUCUGUCUCUGUCUCUGUCUCUCCCUUUCUCUCUCCGCGUUCCCUGUAGAAGCCAAACCAAAGAGAAAGCUCUAGCUCUAGCUCUCGCUCUAGCUCUCCCUCUCCCUCGCUCUUGCUCUCCGAAGAAUUGAGGCUUCUCCGAUCAAUAUAUGGAGAGUAUACGGAGGCAAGCGAGCAAGCUCAGGGAGCAAGUUGCCAAGCAACAGCAGAUAGUGUUGAGACAAUUGGGACAUUUCAGUCAUGAAGCAGUCAUGGUUGACGAAGCCGAGCUUCAAUGUCACCAACAACUUCAGAAUUUGUACAAUUCUACUAAGGCAGCUAAGAAUUUUCAGCGGAAUAUUAUUCGUGGAAUUGAAGCCUUUGUUUCUUUGAGCUUAAAGCAAAUGGGGAUAGUAAGGAAGUUGGCUCAAGAUUGUUGUAAAUAUGGAGAUGAGAAUCAAAGCACUAGUUCUCCUCUUGCGAGAGCUUCACUUCAGUUUGGUACAUCACAUAUAUCAAUUGAGGAGGAAAGGGAGACUUUGCUUGGGAUCCUUCGUGAUCAGGUGUCUGAGCCACUACAUGCACAAAUAACAGGAGCUCCUCUGGAAGAUGCUCGCCACUUGACACGCCGUUAUGAUAAAUCGUGGCAAGGAGUUGAAACCCAGGCAGCUGAAGUAUUGAGACGUCAAUUGAAGUCUACGGAUUCCUCAAUUUCUGGUGAGAGCUUGAUGAGGCUUGAGCAUGCAGAAGCAAGACUGACUGAGCUAAAAUCUAUAAUGAUGGCACUUGGGAAAGAAGCAACUGCUGCCAUGUUGUCAGUUGAGGGCCAGCAACAACAACUAACUUUUCAGAAGCUUCUUACCAUGGUGGAUGCUGAGAGAACCUAUCAUCAAAAGGCUCUUGCUAUUUUGGAGAAGCUGAAUGCUGAGAUGAUACUGGAGAAGCCACCAAAAGAGUUCUCAUUACCAUCAGAGAGAAUGCAGAGAGAUGUGUAUGAUCAGCAUGUGCGUGAACGUAUCAAAUCAACUGGAUCUAGUAAUCAUGGACCGAUUGUUCAAAAUGAAAAGUUCUUUAAUGCAAAGGCUAUACAUUCCUUUGAUGCUCAAGCAGAUGGGGAGUUAAGCCUGUCAGUGAAUGAUUAUGUUGUUGUUCACCAGGUGGCCCCUAAUGGAUGGUCCGAAGGAGAAUGCAACGGCAAGGUGGGAUGGUUUCCCUCUGCUUAUGUAGAAAGGCAAGAGAAAGCACCAGCUAGCAAGGUAAUGGAAGCAAGCUCAAAAUCAUCAUAAGGUUACUCUUGAUAUAUAAAUAAAGAGUACAACAACUGUACAUUCUUUUCUUCUGUAUUAAAGUUCCAUUUUGAUGCAAGACUUAGCCGGAAUGUUUGUAAUUAUUUCUAAUGUUUCUAGGAAGCUAAGUUUCAAUAUUUGGAUCUAUAUGCAGUAAAUCUGGUUUCCACUGCUUACAUAGUUAUCAUCUUUCUCUCUAUUUGUUCUCUAGCAGCAGGGAUCAACAAAGUUGUACUUGCUGAAUUUUGGACAGUUCAGUAUAGUUAAGGUUUUGGAUAUGCAGUAAAUCUAUGCUUAUAUAGG